This is a messenger RNA of Saprolegnia parasitica CBS 223.65, 905 nucleotides long. RefSeq lists its product as hypothetical. The record is from RefSeq and is a predicted model, not a curated record. The transcript has 6 exons. The coding region runs from base 1 to 612 and encodes 203 amino acids. NCBI's taxonomy places the organism in Eukaryota, Oomycota, Saprolegniomycetes, Saprolegniales, Saprolegniaceae.
AUGCACUUCGUGUCGCUCAGCUUUGAGACCAUUUCGGGCUCGGGCCCGAAUGGCGCCAUCAUCCACUACGACCCCAAGGAGGAGACGUGCGGCAGCGUGACCACGGACAAGAUGUACCUCAACGACUCGGGCGCGCAGUAUCUCGACGGCACGACGGACGUGACGCGCACGUCGCACUUCGGCACGCCGACGACCCACGAAAUCUACUGCUUUACGCACGUCCUCAAGGCGCACAUUGCGCUCGCGACUGCCGUCUUCCCCAACGACUGCGACGGCGUCAAGCUCGAUGCGCUCACUCGCGCGCCGUUGUGGCGCGCUGGGAUGGACUACCGCCACGGCACGGGCCACGGCGUCGGUGCGUUCUUGAACGUCCAUGAAAAGGGCGUGCUCAUGUCGUUCAAGCUCAACCCCACGGGUCUCUUGAUUGGCGAAAACAUGAUUGUCAGCAACGAGGUACGCUGUGCUGCGGUUGCGGGGGGAUGGGUAUCAUGCCACGUGUGUCUAGCCCGGCUACUACGAAGACGGCAACUUUGGCAUUCGCAUCGAGAGCUUGAUGGUCGCCAAGAAGGCCGACGGUCUUCCGACGACGUAUGGCCAGUUUUGCGUCUUUGAGACGAUCACCAUGUGCCCGAUCCAGCGCCGCCUCAUCGACACGGCGCUCCUCACGCCGGACGAGCUCGCGUGGCUCAACGCGUACCACGCGACCGUGCGCACGAAGCUUGCGCCGUUGCUUGUUGGCGCGCCGCUUUCGUACCUCCUCAAGGAGACGGAGCCGCUCGUGUUCGCUUGAGUCCUACUCUUUUUAAGUAGCUCAGCGUUAUUCCAGCGAAAUCCUUUGCCACGUCGAAUUGUCUGCACGUUGACUCUUGGAGGGAUGGUGUAGACUGGCGCCAAACGGAACUGGC